CAUUUUAUGUGUACUUUUACUUUCACUUGUAAGUCUUCUCCUAGACAGGAAAUGUACUUAAAAAAGUAAAAAGUACUAAAUGCAGAAACUGUUGUACUAAAGUUCAUUCUUAAUUGUAGGACAUUUAUUUGUAAAAUAGUGUUUUGAAAGGGUUGAUUAGAUUAGAUUAAAUAUACUUUAUUGAUCCAAUUUAAUUUGAUCUAAGUGAACGAUCAGAACUCCUCCUCCAUUUUUCUAUAGAACACCUCGUUCGUUCCUGUUUAGCUCAUGAAUUAAAAAAAUUCCGACAGCACCUGAAAGCAGCAUGAAUACAGUGAAAUAACCAGCAGGAGCAGUCAAGAGUGGAGCUGAGCGGAGAGCAGACACAGCUUCCUGGAUGGAAACAAAACGCAGCAACAAAGCACACACUCUCACACACACAUAGACACACUUACACACAGGCCGGACAGAAGCCAGCAGGACCUUUAAACAUGUUUUUGGUUGUUCUGUAAGCCCGCUGCGUGUGUGAGACAGCCGUGACGGUGGGUCUGCGGAGCGGAGGGCUUCUACCAGCAGACUGUAUCCAACACAUGUGUCUGUGCCACAGUGAGAGCACUGCGGCUGUGGAUCUUGACUCCUACACCCAGUGGUCCACGGGAAAGGAACAUGGAGGCUGUGGCUCCUCUCCAUCCCCAGCAGAGGGGCUAGGAGCAGCCUGAUCCCUCCCUCACCCACCUGCAUCGCCCCAUCAUGGCCAGCAGGAGUCCCACCCUGAUUCGGGACGCCGGGAAUUCGCUGGGGACCCCUGAGGCCGGGGCCAACCCUCGUCCAGGGCCCUUCUGCAAGCUGUGCCUCAGCGAGCAGCCGUCUGCAGCCACCAGGGAACUCCAGAGCUGCAACUGUGUCUUCUGCACAGCGUGUUUGGAGCAGUAUGUUCGGCUUGCCAUCCUGGAGGGCGGGGGGGCACCCAUCACCUGCCCAGAUAUGGCCUGCCAAAAGGCUGGAGUGCUACUGGACUCUGAGAUAGCCAGCUUGGCCUCGGAGGAUCAGGUGGAGCUGUAUCAGCGUCUGAAGUUUGAGAGAGGAGUGAAGUUGGACCCCAGUAAGGCCUGGUGUCCGGUGCUUGAGUGCCAGGCGGUGUGCAGUGUGCAGCAGAGCAGUGAGGGCCAGCCUGCCGCUGUGCCCUGCCCCACCUGUCACACCGUCUUCUGCUCCGGGUGCAGAGGGCCCUGGCUCGACGACCACACCUGCCCUGAGCAGCAGCCCAUGAUGUCGCCGUCACUCGCUCGUGAAAGCAGGCUGCGCUCCGACAGCGACUCUGACAUGCCCAUCAAGCAGUGUCCUAUGUGUGCUAUCUACAUCGAGAGGAACCAGGGAUGUGCACAGAUGCUGUGUAAGAGCUGCAAGCACACCUUCUGCUGGUACUGUCUGCAGAACCUGGAUGGCGAUAUCUUCCUGAGGCAUUAUGAUAAGGGGCCGUGCAGGAACAAGCUGGGACACUCACGGGCCUCGGUGAUGUGGAACAGAACGCAGGUGGUGGGUAUCCUGGUGGGUGUUAGCAUCAUCGGACUGGUCACGUCUCCGCUCAUCCUGCUGGCCUCUCCCAUCAUCCUCUGCUGCCUCUGCAAGCCCUGCAGCGGGAAGAAGACCAAGAAGAAGAAGAAGAAGAAGGACCUCAGCCAGCCAGACUCCUCCACAUCAUAGCAGCUCGCCUUCUCAUCUGCCCCUCCCAAGGAAACCACGAGAGGGCGAGAGCUGCAUGGUGGAAAAUAAUAAAGUUGGAAUGACAAUGGAUACAUUUUUCAUGACUCAACGGACUGGGAACCUUGUCAGUGGUUCAAUAAGUGCAGAUCUGCUUGAACUGCUAAAACUACAAGUACUUUAUAUGGUGGAAGUGUAAAUAUGAGGAGAAUGAAUGUAACUCACCUGGUUGUUUUCAGAUGCACAACAGGUACUAAGGAGACAGUGGCGACUGUGAGUUUUCCUGGACACACACACACACACACACACACACACACACACACACACACACACACACACACACACACACACACACACACACACACACACACACACACACACACACACACACACACACACACACACACACACACACACACACACACACACACACACACAUACAAACAAAUGCAACGCCACCCUCAUGUGCCAAACUUCAUGAUGCCAAACCAGAGGAGUUAGGUGCUCAAGUGCCUCACUCCACAGUGCCUGGUGCUUGGUGGUAUUUGUUUUGCCUUCCAUUCUAUCUUUAUCUUAUGCAAAAAUGUUAGCAUUAUGAAAAUUAAGAAUUAGGAUUACAGGGGUUAUAAAACCUUAAACAAUGCAAAACAUUCUUUCAUAAAGGGUGAAGGCUAACGCCCGGCGUCAUGUGUGCACUGUAUAUUCUGUACUAAUAUGAAACAUGAUAGGGCUUCAACGGUGCACAGAGAACUUUCCUUCUGCUAAUGUUUGUUGUUUCCACCUGGAAUACGUUCCAGACCAAAGGCUCUUAAGAAUCACGUGUUCUUUUCUAAAAGUGUGUCAAUGUGUAUUUAUGGGUUAUGUGUGUAUGGUUAUCAUUUAUACAUUUUCGUUGAUGUUUCUGCAUCAGAUAUUUUCUAAAAAAGCGCCAUUGUAAUUGAAAUAAACAUACUAUAUUGAACAUGAA
Messenger RNA from Gymnodraco acuticeps, 2647 nucleotides. RefSeq names its product ring finger protein 144B (gene rnf144b). Gene Ontology annotation, biological process: positive regulation of proteasomal ubiquitin-dependent protein catabolic process; protein polyubiquitination; ubiquitin-dependent protein catabolic process. Gene Ontology annotation, molecular function: ubiquitin protein ligase activity; ubiquitin conjugating enzyme binding; zinc ion binding. NCBI's taxonomy places the organism in Eukaryota, Metazoa, Chordata, Actinopteri, Perciformes, Bathydraconidae. Gene Ontology annotation, cellular component: ubiquitin ligase complex; cytoplasm; mitochondrial membrane. Bases 730 to 1683 code for a protein of 317 amino acids. The record is from RefSeq and is a predicted model, not a curated record. The transcript is spliced from 8 exons.